GCUGGAUCAGUUGUUCCAUCAGUGAGUUCAGGUUUUUGGCUCCUCUGUCAAAAGCCAACGGACGACUGACAGCAACAAGAUGGCUGGGGUUUGUUUGCUGGCCCUCGCUGCCGGUUUGCUGCUGAAGGUGUGUGGACUGGCAGCUGAAAUCACAGAGGAGAACACAGGGGCUGUGUUCGUGUCUCAGCAGGCGGCACACACGGUGCUGAUUCGUCAGCGCAGGUACAACAGCGGCCAUCUUGAAGAAAUAAUGCACAAGGACAAUCUGGAGCGGGAGUGUAGAGAGGAGGUCUGCUCAAUGGAGGAGGCCAGGGAGGUGUUUGAGAACAAUGAGAAAACUAUGGAAUUCUGGGCCGGCUACAUUGAUGGUGACCAGUGCAACCCACCGCCCUGCCAGAAUGGAGCUGAAUGUCAAGAUGGAAUCGACUCUUACGUUUGCUGGUGCAAACCAAACUUCGGUGGCAAAAACUGUGAGAUCGAGGUGACCAAGCAGUGUUCGGUCAACAAUGGUGGAUGCUCCCAUUUCUGUGUGAUGCAGGCGGAGCAACCGGUGUGCCGGUGUGCAACUGGCUAUAAACUCGGCCCAGACAAGCGGAGCUGUGAAACAACAGGACUAUUCAGCUGUGGUCAAGUGGACUUGUCCUCCACACCCGCCGCAAAGUUGGUCAUAACCCCUCGGGCGUCAAACGGGACAAACGCCUCUGAGAGAAGCUUGGAUUACAGUGACACCCUGCUGGACGACUACUUUGGUGACAACGCGACACAGUUGUAUGAUUACUUCGAACUCCCUAUGAACGACUCGGACCCGUUCGACAUGUCCGUGGCCCCGGCAGUGGACGUGCGUUCGGGGAGGUCAGAUUCAAGCUCCUCUAUGAAUCUAGCCGAGGUCGCCAGGAACGGCAUCGAGGCGACCGGUGUCGCCGAAACGCCCGCCGAGGAGGAGCAGCUGGACAGGUGGGCUUUCUUCCCCACGCUCCCCACCAUCACGGCCAAAGACAACACUGACCAGAGGAUUGUGGGAGGGGAUGAGGCCACUCCUGGAGAGAUACCAUGGCAGGUGACCCUGAUGUCCCCCUCAGAGGCCCUUGGGAGAGCGCAGCCCUUCUGUGGAGGAUCUCUGCUCAGUGAAUUAUGGGUCGUCACUGCGGCCCACUGUCUGGCGAAGGCCGAAAUCGCCAAGCAAGGUUUCUUCGUCAGAGCAGGUGAACAUGAUGUGAUGAAGGAUGAGGGUCCAGAGGAAGACCUCGUGGUGGCAGAGCAGCACAUCCACCCCAUGUACGAUUAUAAGAAGUCACCGUAUAACCACGACAUUGCACUGCUGAGACUCGCCAGACCAGUGGAACUGUCCAACCAACGGCGUCCGAUCUGCCUCGGCCCCAAAGACUUCACAGAGAACAUACUGAGGGAGUCCAGCGGCUCCUUGGUGAGUGGCUGGGGGCGGCGGAAGUUCCAGGGCCCCGAGGCCACCAGGCUUCAGAAAGUGGAGGUCCCCUAUGUGGACCGCACCCAAUGUAAACAGAGCAGCCGGUACCACAUCACACGCUUUAUGUUCUGUGCUGGCUUCGACACCACACAGAAGGACUCGUGCCAGGGGGACAGCGGGGGCCCGCACGCCACCAAAUACAAAGGCACUUGGUUCCUGACAGGUAUUGUCAGCUGGGGGGAGGAGUGCGCCAAGGAUGGGAAGUAUGGCAUCUACACCCGGGUGUCACGCUACUACCCGUGGAUCAGUCAGAAAACAGGGAUUCGAUUUAACAACUGACGAAAAUAGAAUCAGGCAAAGAAUACAAGCUGCCGGUCAAGACAACCGAGCAAUUUGCCUCGUUCGUCCACUGAGAAAGUGAAAGGUUUUCUUCAACUGAGACAAGUGCCAAUGUUGAUUUUUACUUUCUAAUAAAGACCAGUCAAACUA
Molecule: messenger RNA, 1912 nt
Organism: Scophthalmus maximus (turbot)
Lineage: Eukaryota; Metazoa; Chordata; Actinopteri; Pleuronectiformes; Scophthalmidae
Gene: f9b
Product: coagulation factor IXb
Exons: 8
Coding region: 80-1762 (560 amino acids)
Biological process (GO): proteolysis
Cellular component (GO): extracellular region
Molecular function (GO): calcium ion binding; serine-type endopeptidase activity
Source: RefSeq, a predicted model, not a curated record